AUGUCUGUGCAGAGCUCACGUGCUAGCAGGGGGGGGGGGGGCGGGGGUGACGGGGGGGGAGGGGGGGGGGGGGGGGCAAGGACUAUGCACCGGACCGCAGUAGAGCGUAUAGAUCUAUAUCUUCUUUUUUUCCUUGUGUCUGUGUGUCUGCGUGUGUCUGCUAUCCUGCAGCUUGGAAACAAAUUGGCUACAUCAAGAAAACGUUUUAUCCUGCCGUCGAAUGAUUGUGCCGAGAAGACGCUUCGUGCUGAUGCACGUCCUUCAUCUCCCCAGCCUUCCGUUCACGUGAUCUGUUCGAGUAUCAGAUGGAAAAUAUUGUCUGUCUACUUUCACCACUGGCUUAUAUUCUGUCGCAAGUUACGCAUGUUAAAGACUCGUCUAAGUGGCGUGGUAUUCCGUGACCUUAUCACCAUCGAUCGACCUACCCAUGCACCUACUGGCCUGAGUGCGGCGUUAUGGGACCAGAUAACAUCUGGAAUGGCCUUUGAUUUCACAUUCCGGGAGGUCUGUCGUCAUGUGUAUUUUGGAAACUGCGAUCCAUCGAUUCGUCCAAAGGUGUGGCCUUAUCUGUUAGGAGUAUAUCCAUGGAAAGCCAGUCCUGAAGAAUUGGAAAAACUCAAUUUUGUGAAUAAAUCAAGGUAUUUUCAUGCCAGAAGCCAGUGGCAAUCGUGUCCAGAUUCAGCUACCAACCCUCACAAGCAGUGGGAAGUGAACGAUUUCCGGAACAACCACAAGCUCAAAAACCCCUCACUUCUUGACAUCAGCCGCGGUGCGCAUUCACGCAGAUGGAGUGCUGAUGUACAUCCUGACGAAAUUAACACCGCAAGAUUGAGGAACAAGUCCACCGAAGUCACGUUCAAUGACACUAACUAA
Molecule: messenger RNA, 873 nt
Organism: Dicrocoelium dendriticum
Lineage: Eukaryota; Metazoa; Platyhelminthes; Trematoda; Plagiorchiida; Dicrocoeliidae
Source: the annotation of a GenBank genome assembly